CCCUCUCCUUGUUCCUUGCCUCACUGAGCCGCAAAGGUCCAUUGUUCCUUCGCUGAAACUCGGAAUCUCGGAGAUGGGAGAGAACAAGCCCAAGUCAGCUGGUGUAUGGCCUACUGUGAAGCCUUUCGUCAAUGGCGGAGCCUCCGGUAUGCUCGCGACCUGUGUUAUACAACCUAUUGAUAUGAUCAAGGUGAGGAUUCAACUGGGUCAAGGAUCGGCUGUACAGGUGACAUCUAACAUGCUUAAGAAUGAGGGUGUUGCUGCAUUUUACAAGGGUCUAUCUGCUGGAUUACUCAGACAGGCAACAUACACAACUGCUCGACUUGGAUCAUUCAGAGUGUUGACCAAAAAAGCACAGGAGGCUAACGAAGGGAAGCCCCUGCCACUCUAUCAGAAAGCUCUGUGUGGACUGACUGCUGGUGCUAUUGGAGCAUGUGUUGGUAGCCCAGCGGAUUUGGCACUCAUUCGUAUGCAGGCUGAUGCAACUUUACCAGUUGCUCAGCGCCGAAAUUACACAAAUGCCUUCCAUGCUCUUUAUCGUAUUGUUGCUGAUGAAGGGGUGUUGUCACUUUGGAAAGGUGCUGGCCCUACUGUUGUAAGAGCCAUGGCAUUGAACAUGGGAAUGCUUGCCUCUUAUGAUCAAAGUGUUGAGUUUUUCAGGGAUUCCCUAGGUCUAGGUGAAACUUCUACCAUAAUUGGUGCAAGUACUGUUUCUGGAUUUUUUGCAUCGGCUUGCAGUUUGCCAUUUGAUUAUGUGAAGACCCAGAUACAGAAGAUGCAACCCGAUGCCGAGGGAAAAUAUCCAUACACUGGUUCUCUAGAUUGUGCUGUCAAAACCAUGAAAUCAGGAGGACCCUUCAAGUUUUAUACUGGAUUCCCUGUUUAUUGUGUCAGAAUUGCUCCUCAUGUCAUGAUGACCUGGAUUUUCCUUAACCAGAUUCAGAAGUUGGAGAAAACUAUUGGAUUGUAGUUUUCUUUGCUUAUGACCAUUUUCCUAUUGGGUUCAGACCAAUUUUUGCAUCCCUCAGGAGCAUGUAACGAUUUAAGAACGUUUAUUUGGUCUAAGGUUAAGCUUAAAAUAAUAGGUUGGUGGAAGAUCCUCUUGGGCUUCACUAACACCCGUGAAGUUGAUUAUUUUUUAUUUUUUCAAAGGAUUUCAUCAUGCAAGUGAAGCAGGAAUUCAACACAUCUGUUGUACUAUGUUAAAACUUUAGUUUUUCUUUAUUAGGAAAUUUAUUCUGUGACUGAAGGAGAUUGGCAUAAUCCACUUUUAGUGGGACUUUGAUUAAGACACGGAGAAAUCUUAAACCAGUAUUGCAGUUCACAAUGAGAAUUUCAUUGUCAAGUUUUGUAGUUU
Messenger RNA from Neltuma alba, 1357 nucleotides. RefSeq names its product mitochondrial dicarboxylate/tricarboxylate transporter DTC. Gene Ontology annotation, biological process: transmembrane transport. The transcript has 6 exons. The record is from RefSeq and is a predicted model, not a curated record. The coding region runs from base 74 to 970 and encodes 298 amino acids. NCBI's taxonomy places the organism in Eukaryota, Viridiplantae, Streptophyta, Magnoliopsida, Fabales, Fabaceae.